AUGGCGCAAGCUCAGAUUAAGCAGGACCUCAAUCGGUCGGGGUGGGAGACUACCGACUUUCCCUCCGUCUGCGAAAGUUGCCUUCCCGAUAACCCAUAUGUGCAGAUGCUGAAGGACGAUUACGGAGCAGAGUGCAAAGUCUGUAGCAGACCUUACACAGUCUUCAGAUGGAAGGCCGACAGAACGGCACGGACGAAGCGAACAAAUAUCUGCCUCACAUGCGCGCGCUUGAAGAACUGCUGCCAGUCGUGCAUGCUCGAUCUCUCGUUUGGCUUGCCCAUUACCGUCAGAGAUGCCGCUCUCAAGAUGGUGGCCCCAGGCCCUCAGUCGGAAAUCAACCGGGAAUACUACGCUCAAAACCACGAAAGAGAACUCGAGGAGGGUCGCGGCGCCUUGGAAGAGUAUGAUCAGACCGACGAGAAGGCUCGAGAUCUAUUGCGACGCCUUGCCAACAGCGAGCCUUACUACAAGAAACAGAGAAGGUUAGAGGCUGCGGAAGAUGAAGGUGCAUCCACAGCAUCAUCCUCUGAGCAGAAGAAGAUUGGCUAUGGUCCAGGACCCGGCCCAGUGCGAACCUCUGAUGUCAAGAAGGCCGCAGCCAAACCCGGCCGUGGUUCCGCAAGAGCUGUCGCGGGCGCCAGAGCACCACAACCAUCGGACUGGCUGCCACCGAAUGACCCGAAUAUUACCUCACUCUUCGUCACCGGUGUUGAAGAUGAUCUACCCGAGCACGCCAUUCGAACGUUCUUCACACCUUUUGGCCAGAUAAGAUCGAUUGUCUGUUCACACCGCUCACAUUGCGCUUUCAUCAACUACGCCACCCGAGAGGGAGCUGAGGCAGCAGCAGCAGAAUGUCAAGGCAAAGCUGUCAUCCAGGGCUGCCCGUUACGCGUUCGUUGGGGCAAGCCAAAGCCGCUCGAUAACACCGACCGCGAGCAGAGAAUGGAAUGGGCAAAGGAGGGUCGACAAACGGCGGCGGGUGCUAAGGCCGCACAGAGUGGACAGAGUGCCCGUGCUGGCGGGGAAGGACUAGAACCAGAUGAACAAGAAGGCGUCCAAAGCAGUACAUAUGUUGUCGCACCCCCACCAGGAUCGAAAGAAGUGCAAUAUGCCAGCUUGGCGGGUGAUUGA
Messenger RNA from Cyphellophora europaea CBS 101466, 1131 nucleotides. RefSeq names its product pre-mRNA-splicing factor slt11. Lineage: Eukaryota; Fungi; Ascomycota; Eurotiomycetes; Chaetothyriales; Cyphellophoraceae. The record is from RefSeq and is a predicted model, not a curated record. Gene Ontology annotation, molecular function: U6 snRNA binding; pre-mRNA binding. Gene Ontology annotation, cellular component: U2-type catalytic step 1 spliceosome; U2-type catalytic step 2 spliceosome; Prp19 complex. The transcript has a single exon. Bases 1 to 1131 code for a protein of 376 amino acids.